GUGUGUUUUUAUUUUUCUGAAAAAAAAAAAACUCCUUUUAGUGAGAGUUCAAAUAUUUUGUGUGUUUUCGAGACUCAUCUUCUUCUUCAAAAUGGUUUGCAAUUCAGUUUCUCUUCACAUUUGCGUGGUUGGUUUUUGCAAAAGACCAGCCUCUUUUUGAAUGCUACUAAUACUAUUUACAGGCUCUCAUAUUCUUGAGAUAUAGCCUUUCUCAAAGACCUUCUGUUUUUCAGUGAAAUCGAGCUUGCUAGAUAUUGGGAUCAAAGAUUAAAAAAUUUUGUCAUCAAAGUUGGAUCUUUUAGUUCAGAUUUUGGGACCCAUUUUGUUUUCAUUUCAUUUCAUUUCACUAGCAGCUUGACUGAUGAUCAUCAUCAGCUAGAAACAUAAAAAAGGCAAACAACCCCCCCCUCCCCCAUUUGGCUUUCACUCGAGGAGGUUGUCUCAAAUUGAAACUCCUCAUUUUAGCUUCCCCCCCUUCUUUAUAUGCCCUUUUGUUGCGUACAUCAUAUAUAAAAGGGGCGGACUUUACUAAGAAAAAAAGAACCUUAGUUCUAAAGCAAAAUUCCUUCAAAACAAGCAGCUCUUUUAUCACUCAGCUCACAGCUUCAGCUCUCUCUCUCUCUCUCUCUAUAUAUAUAUAUAUGUUAGUUGUUCGUAUAUAAGAAAGAUUGAGUUUUAGCAAGAAAUGGCUAUGGCGGUGGCCCAACACAGGGAGAGCAGUAGUGGCAGUAACAUCAACAAGCAUCUUGAUAAUGGCAAGUAUGUUAGGUACACAGCUGAGCAAGUUGAAGCUUUAGAACGAGUGUAUGCUGAGUGCCCCAAGCCAAGUUCUUUGCGUCGGCAACAGUUGAUAAGGGAGUGCCCCAUUCUCUCCAACAUUGAACCUAAACAGAUCAAAGUUUGGUUUCAGAAUCGCCGAUGUAGAGAUAAGCAAAAAACAGAGGCUUCAAGGCUGCAGACGGUGAAUAGGAAAUUAAAUGCCAUGAACAAGCUGUUGAUGGAGGAGAAUGAUCGGUUGCAAAAACAGGUGUCUCAGCUGGUGAACGAGAAUGGGUAUAUGAAGCAACAACUGCAUACUGUAAAUGCAUCAACAAAUGAUGCAAGCUGUGACUCUGUGGUUACCACUCCGCCGCAUUCACUGAAAGAUGCCAAUAACCCUGCUGGACUCUUGUCCAUUGCAGAGGGGACCUUAAAAGAGUUCCUUUCUAAGGCUACAGGAACUGCUGUAGAUUGGGUCCAAAUGCCUGGGAUGAAGCCUGGUCCGGAUUCGGUUGGGAUAUUUGCGAUUUCCCAAAGUUGUAGUGGAGUGGCAGCCCGAGCCUGUGGUCUUGUAAGUUUAGAACCUACUAAGAUUGCGGAAAUUCUUAAAGAUCGGCCAUCUUGGUUCCGGGACUGCCGGAACGUUGAAGUUUUCACCAUGUUUCGAGCUGGCAAUGGUGGAACAAUUGAGCUUAUAUACACACAGAUGUUUGCACCAACUACACUGGCUCCUGCAAGGGACUUUUGGACUUUAAGAUACACUACGACUUUAGAGAAUGGCAGUCUCGUGGUCUGUGAGAGGUCUCUUUCUGGUUCUGGUGCCGGCCCAAAUGCAGCUGCUGCAGCUCAGUUUGUGAGAGCUGAAAUGCUUCCUAGUGGCUACUUGAUCAGAAGCUGUGAGGGUGGAGGAUCAAUAGUCCAUAUUGUUGACCAUCUAAAUCUCGAGGCAUGGAGUGUGCCAGAGGUGCUACGCCCACUUUACGAAUCAUCAAAAGUGGUUGCUCAGAAAAUGACAAUUGCGGCACUACAUUACAUUAGGCAGAUUGCUCAGGAGACAAGUGGCGAGGUGGUUUAUGGUCCAGGCAGGCAGCCAGCUGUCCUGAGAACUUUUAGCCAAAGAUUAAGCCGAGGCUUCAACGAUGCAAUAAAUGGGUUCAAUGAUGAUGGAUGGUCAAUAAUGAAUUGUGAUGGUGCCGAGGAUGUGAUAAUUGCAAUUAAUUCAAACAAGAGCUUGAACAGCACUCCGAAUGCUGUCAAUGCUCUUCCGCUACUUGGGGGUGUUCUUUGUGCAAAGGCAUCAAUGCUGAUCCAAAAUGUUUCUCCUGCUGUGCUUGUUCGCUUCCUUAGGGAGCAUCGUUCAGAGUGGGCUGAUUUCAACGUUGAUGCUUAUUCUGCUGUAUCAUUGAAGGCCGGAUCAUAUGCUUAUCCUGGAAUGAGGCCUACAAGGUUUACUGGGAGUCAGAUCAUAAUGCCACUUGGCCACACCAUUGAGCACGAAGAGUUACUUGAAGUUGUAAGACUCGAAGGCCAUUCUUUUGCAGAAGACAAUGCCUUCUUGUCAAGGGACAUUCAUCUAUUGCAGCUAUGCAGCGGAAUUGAUGAGAAUGCUGUGGGGGGCUGUUCUGAGCUUUUGUUUGCUCCAAUUAAUGAGAUGUUCCCGGAUGAUGCUCCUUUGUUACCUUCGGGAUUCCGUGUUAUACCAUUGGAUACAAAAUCAUCCGAUACACAGGAUUCAUUGGCAACAAAUCGAACUUUGGAUCUUACUUCUAGUCUUGAACCGGGGCCUGCAACAAACCAUAUUGCAGUAGAUGCCCCAUCAUGUCCAAACAUCCGAUCAGUGUUAACCAUUGCCUUCCAGUUCCCUUUUGAUAGCAAUCUUGAGGAUAAUGUAGCAAACAUGGCACACCAGUAUGUCCGUAGCGUCAUAUCUUCUGUCCAGAGGAUUGCCAUUGCCAUAUCUCCAUCGGGAUUGAUCCCAGCUGUUGGACCAAAGCAAUCUCCUAGCUCUCCGGAAGCACUUACACUGGCUCACUGGAUCUGCCGGAGUUAUAGUUACCAUUUAGGGGCAGAACUGUUGCGACCUGAACCAGCUGUGGGUGACUCGUUAUUGAAGAAUCUCUGGCAACAUCAGGAUGCCAUAUUGUGUUGUUCAUUGAAGUCGCUACCAGUUAUGAUCUUCGCAAAUCAAGCCGGACUUGACAUGCUCGAGACAACUCUAAUGGCUCUACAAGACAUCACAUUGGAUAAAAUAUUUGAUGAGACUGGACGCAAGACGUUAUGCUCCGAUUUUGCCAAGUUGAUGCAGGAGGGAUUGGCAUACUUACCAGCCGGAAUCUGCAUGUCAACAAUGGGACGCCAUGUCUCAUAUGAACAAGCAGUUGCUUGGAAAGUCCUUGAAGCUGAUGAAAGCACUGUCCAUUGCUUGGCUUUCUCUUUUGUAAACUGGUCUUUUGUGUGAGAACAUUUGACUGUAAUUUAUAUGUUCUACACCUCAGGCUUUCCCCAGUGGAGAAGAAAAAAAAAGAAGUUUUGUAAUGGCUUAAUUCACGAUUUGGCCCUGAAGUAUACCUAUUUUCUUUCUUUGUACCUAAUUUCUUUUUUUGUCUCAAUUUGGUAUCUCAAGUAUCAAUCACUUCUCAA
Molecule: messenger RNA, 3399 nt
Organism: Gossypium raimondii (Peruvian cotton)
Lineage: Eukaryota; Viridiplantae; Streptophyta; Magnoliopsida; Malvales; Malvaceae
Product: homeobox-leucine zipper protein REVOLUTA
Exons: 18
Coding region: 686-3217 (843 amino acids)
Molecular function (GO): lipid binding; DNA binding; DNA-binding transcription factor activity
Source: RefSeq, a predicted model, not a curated record